AUGGAAGCUGCCAACGAAAUGGACUUUAAAGGAUACGAAAUACAGCCAUACAUGUUCGAACCAAAUCCAGAUGACGAAAUAGAAAGUGAAGAUUCGGAUUGUGAAUCAACUUCGACAGAAGAUAACCCCAAUGCAGAAUUUGAAGGAAUUAAUUCGUGGCGACUAACAACUCUUCAGUGGUGUAAAUGUGGUCAGUGUCAGAUUAUGACCAAAACAAUCGAAAGCUUUUGUUGUCAUGAAAAAGCCGUCGAAUACGAUGAAUAUGAUGCAAAGCUAAUAUCAGCUCAGAAUCAAGGGUUAACAUGUAUUUCAUUAUUGCCUGCUUUCGUGCAAAACAUGUUGUCGCAAGAUGUGCUCGAAGGUGAUGUCGCACAAUACUUGGAAGACAAUUCUCCGCAUGAUGAUGACGACCGUGCUAGAACGCACAAACUUUAUCGGCUAUCUGCAUAUCGACGAUGUUCGAGAUGGAUUUUUCAAAUUUUAGGCGAGAAAUGUCGGAGAGUGUUUCCAUCUUGUAUUUAUACAUGUAUACGAAAGAAAUUUGCUUCUCCUGAUGGACUGUACACGCACUUUAAGUUUGCAUCAUAA
Messenger RNA from Paramuricea clavata, 588 nucleotides. The record is from the annotation of a GenBank genome assembly. NCBI's taxonomy places the organism in Eukaryota, Metazoa, Cnidaria, Anthozoa, Malacalcyonacea, Plexauridae.